AUGGCUAGAAAUAGAUCUAAACGAUCCAAACCUCAUCAACAAGAACCUAUACAUACUUCAACUGCGACUAUAUUUCAGAACUUAAAAGAUGAAUUAGAAGAAGAACAAGAAGAAGAGCAACAACAACGACAACCAACUAAAAAAGAACAAUCUCAAGUUGCUUCUCAAUUUACAUCAAAAGAAGAUAUCGAAAAUGCAACAUUUCCAUUCAAUUAUAUUUAUCAAUUUCAAGACUUUCUUAAUGAAAGAAUGACAUUAUUAAAAGCUAUUCAAUUAGCAAUCAUGUUAUUUUAUACUCAAUUAUUAUAUUUACAUAAAGAUAAAAUUCCAGGUUUGUAUGAACGAAUUUCAGAAAUUUUCUUUAAUUGGUUAGGUAUCGUUUUCUGUCUAAUUUUAGAAAUUGUAAGAUCAAAAGAAGAUAAAAUAAACCCACCAGAUUUCAAUUAUUUUUAUAGUAUUUUAAUACCUACAUUUUUAAAUUUAUUACAUUAUGAUCCUCAAUGGUUUAUUGCUAAUUUAUCAUUAAAUUAUUUUAUUUUGGAUAGAUUGAACCCAAUAUUUAAUAUAAUUUCAAGUAUAAUGUUUUUUGAAAUUUAUAAACCUGAAAAUUCCAAUUUAUCAACUAUACAAUUUAUUCAAUUAUGUAUAUUUCAAUUAUUUUUUAAUUAUAUCAUAAAUUAUAUAAAUGAGGGAAAUAUUACAACAGAAGUGACUAAGAAGGAGGGAGAAUUGAUUGAAAAUUUAGAUUAUAAUAAAACAUUGAAAAAGUCUGAAAUUCAAUUAAUUUGCAUCUUAAUUGUCAAUUUAUUAUUUAAUCAAUCAUUAAUGGAUAAUUAUUUACCAAUUACCAUAUUUCAAAAAUUAUUCAUAUCUUUAGUUAUUUCAUCAAUAUUAUUAUAUCCAUUAUUUCAAAUUAUUCCACAAUUAAUUUCAAUUUUAUUAUUUGGUAGUAUUUUUUCAUAUUUAACCAUAUUUCAAUUAAAUCACAUACUUAAAGAAAAUGCAAUAAAAUGGUUAUAUGAAUAUAUUAUAUCUGAUGAUAAACGAUUAUAUAUAUUAAAAGUUUGGAUAGUCAUGGCUUCAAUUACAAUACCAAUUGUAUUUUAUUUUGUCGAAUUUUUUACUUUAAAUAUUAGGAGAAAGAUUUGGCAUUUAUUUAUUAUCGUAGCAUUAACAUUCAGUCCAUCAAUUUUGUAUUCUCAAAUUGAAUUCACAUUGAUUAGUUUAUUAGGUAUGUUGGCUAUAUUCCUUAUUAUUGAAGUAUUAAGAUAUAAUCAAAUUAGUUUUAUUGGGAAAUAUUUAUUCAACAAAUUGAUUAAAUUUCAAGAUUUUAAAGAUUUAAAAGGUCCUUUAAAUUUAUCAUAUAUUUAUUUAUUAGUCGGUGUUACUAUCCCUAUCAUUUAUGAUUUUAUGAUUAAUAAACAAAAUGUAACUAUAAUUAGAUAUGCUGGAUUAGUUACUUUAGGGGUGGGAGAUACAUUAGCACUGAUUAUUGGUAGAAGAUAUGGUUCUAUUAAGUGGAAAGGAAGUGACAAAUCAAUACAGGGUACUAUUGCAUUUAUAUCAAGUUCAUUAGUUGCAUUUUAUUUAAUUGAUGAAUAUUCAAAAUUUAAUAUUUAUUUACCAGUUUCAAAUUGGGAAAAUUUAUUCGUUACGGUUUUAUUAGCUGGUUUAUUAGAAGGAACAGCAGAUAUAAAUGAUAAUUAUCUAAUUCCAAUAUUCAUACCUAUUUCUUAUGAAAUAUUAAACAAAUGUUAUCCAUAG
Messenger RNA from Insectozyma verbasci, 1764 nucleotides. The record is from the annotation of a GenBank genome assembly. Lineage: Eukaryota; Fungi; Ascomycota; Pichiomycetes; Serinales; Debaryomycetaceae.